Acanthoscelides obtectus is the source of this 395-nucleotide messenger RNA. NCBI's taxonomy places the organism in Eukaryota, Metazoa, Arthropoda, Insecta, Coleoptera, Chrysomelidae. The record is from the annotation of a GenBank genome assembly.
AUGACCCAGGAAAUUAUCUAUGAAAUUUUCUUCCACAAUCCAACGAAGAUGCCCCAGGCAAAAAAGGAGGAAAAUUUCAGGCCUCCUGGUACUAGCGGAACAGAACAAGAUGGCCCUCCGAUAGUGGAAGGAAGUCCCAUCCCAAAAUUUAAUUUUUUCGACUUGACAUUUCCAAAUAUAGUUCUCCGGAGCGACAAACCGGAUUGUUGUUGGGAUGUGAACAAAUCCCCGAGGCGAAAAUUUCGAGAUUGAAUUGAUUUCUUGACGGUGGAAGAUCUAGCAUGGGAUGGAAGCAACCGAGUUAUUUAUGAAAAUAUGUGGAGAUGAAUACUAAAAUUAUUACUCAUGGUAAACCAGGGGAAUUACUAGGCAACACAAGAAGAAAUUGUCCAUAU